This is a messenger RNA of Cinara cedri, 22446 nucleotides long. Lineage: Eukaryota; Metazoa; Arthropoda; Insecta; Hemiptera; Aphididae. The record is from the annotation of a GenBank genome assembly.
AGUGUCUUCCGUAAAGCCCGUCCGAAACCACUCCUCAUAUACGAGAAACGGAAAACCGAUACAAACGAAAAAUCAAACCAUACACCUGACAUACCAAAGUAAGACCUAUCUAUACACCGUUUCUCUCUGAAAAAGUACAGAGAUCGUCUUGUGCGACUUCACAGCCUGCGACAAAUAUUAUAACUACGACUAUCGAAAAUGGUAAGCCGUUUAAUAAUCAUUUUAUUUUAUUUUUAUUUUACACUUUAUGCUAUUUGUACAUUAUUGUUGUAUUGUUUUUCCCGUCACCACUUUCGCUGAAAGUAAAGUACGAAUUUUCUCGAAGAUUAUUUUUGAUGAAUCGCGUGUUGUCGUCGUCGUCUUGUCGACAUUUCGGAAUGUUUCGAAGACAUUAGUCACGACGAGUUUCUUCGUUUUUUUUUCUCUAUGUACCAUCACGCGCACUUUCUAUCCGCGGGAAAAUUGUCAUUUCCCGGGACCUUGCGUUUGUUAGGUAGGUACGUUUUACAACCAAAAACCGUCGCUAAUCGAUUUGACUGUUGUGCGUCUCUGCAAUGGGAGGACAAAAAAAAUAUAUACAUAUAUAUAGGUACGUAGCUAGUUACAUAUUAUUUAUUAUAUUUCUGCGGUUUUCACUUCUUUUAAGAAUAUAGAUAUGGUACCUAUAUAUAUACCUAUCUAUAGUUAGAAUUUCUGAAAAUCUUCGCAUUGACGGACGAUGAACAUGUGAAAACAAAAAAAUAAAAAAAUAUUGCAAAGAUAUAUUUCAUGUAUAUUAGAUUCGGAGCACUAUACAUUGAAAUCUCAUUUAUCCGGCUCCAUCAAUUUAGAUUUCGCUUAAUCCGGACAGUUGCUUAAUGAUACUUAUUAUUAGAAUAAUCACAAAAUACAUUAAAAUUAAUUAACUCAAUUUUAUAAAUAAAUUAAUGUCAAAGGAAGAUCACAAAAGAUCAGUAGUUACUUAAAACCAGUAAGCGAGUUGAAUGUGGUCAGUGAAGGUGUGCUUUGAUUGCCAUGUUCUAAUUCUGUACUGCAAUAAUUAUUCUGUAAUUUUUAGGGCCUAAUACCUAUUGAUAGCAGGUCAUAAAAUGGUCAUAAAUGUACAAUACAGUAGGCUACUGUAUUGUAUAUUCAUAUUAAAUGUUGUAUAUUAAAAUAACCUUUGUAUUUCUUAAAUUUAAAGUAUAUUUUAAAAUUUAAAAAAUAACAUGUAUACACCUUAUUUUUACUAAACAGAGUUUAAAUAUAUACUUUGGCUAAUUUAAUUUGGCUAAUUGGUUAAUUCAAAAAUUAAUUAAUUUGGACAACAUAGAGCUACUAUUAGUCUGAAUUAAUGGAAGUUUUUGUGUUUUUUAUUUUAUUUUCAUAAGUCUUCAAACACCUUUUCUAAUAGAAAUAUUGCACCAAUCAAAAACAGUAUAGAAACUUUUUUGUAGAAUUUCCUAUCUGAAAUACGUAGAUAAAGAGUUAAUUUCAUUGUUUUACAAUGAUGUUUAUUCUUUUUUUCUGUGAACAACUUUUUACCAGAAAUUUUGCUUUGAUUUUAAAAUGUAGCACUAUUUCUGAAAGGAAAUUAAACUGGGGUGGUAAGAAGUCAUUUUUUGAUUUUCUCAGGGGUUUUCAUAAUAAAUGGGAAAAACCGGGAAGAAGCGUUGGAAAAAUGGGAAAAUUUACGAACCUUUUAAAAUAAAAAUAUUACAGCCUUUCAUAACAUCUAUAAUCGAACUAUGCUCAGAAUCGUUUUUUAUUAACAAUGAUUAAUCGUUGAAUACAGAUAUACAUUAAAUUUCCCUUUUACCUUCCAAACUGCUCACCUACAAUAGUGACCCACCCAUCGUGCGAAGUGAAUACGCAUGUUUUUUGAUUUUAAUUUUAGUUUUCGUAAUUAAAAGUGGCACACUCAUAAGCAGUAGCUUAUUUUUUUUAUCUGGGCCUAUCGUUACUUUAAUAUACAAAUUAUUGAUGCUAUAAACACGCGAGUGAACGAACCUCGCAGAAAACAUUAUAAAAUUCAUAAUAUAAUGUACAAAAUAUUAUAUUAUAUUGAUGGUCGCUAUACAUUAUAUUAUAUCGAUGGCCUGUUGUAUAGGUACAUGUGCAUGUGUAACAAAUCGCUAAUAAUUGUGGCGGACACCGUGAGCGCAUACCAUCACACCGCGUUAAAUACGUUAUCCGAGUACCUAUAAGAAAAGGAGUGUAUAUAAUAUAGGUUAUUCUAUUAAGAUAUCGUGGGAAAAAAAGUGACGUGGAAUAUUCGGUUAAGAGCUGACAUUAUUAUACGGUACCUUUAUACAUUUGAGGAAAUGGGCUAAUAAUAAUAAUUUAGCAAUUUAAUUUAAGGCACUCAUGGAAUAGGAAAUAAAUGGAAAUCGAGUUCGUGGAAAUUCGAUUGUAUCCGAUAAAAAAUAGUGAAAGUCUAUAUUAUACGAAAUAAGGUAGGGGGAAAUAAAUAUGGUUGAAAAUCUGACUUAGAAAAUUAUUGAACGUACUUAUUUGUCGAUAGAAAGAAAUUGGCUUUUUUUUUGGAUCCUACUUUUAAAUUACCAAUUUCCAUAGUCGAGUUCCGUAGAGAAGACGAUUUUAUGAUUCUUAUUUACUACAUACCCUCCCAUUGAAAAUUCCUGGGUAAAGCACUGAGGGUUAUCUACUUCUAAAUAAAAUUGCUAUAAUAUUAUGUGUGUGAACGAAUUGUUAUUUGCUUUGUGUAAAUUCUAGAAAAAUGUUUUAAUAUCUGAAAUAAAUUAAUGUUUCUAAAUCGAAGGUAUAAUAUUUUUUGAUGUACUAAUAUUCUGAAAAUGAUGUCUGGGAAACAGAUUAUUUGAUUUUGAAAUUAAAGCGUAAUUUCGAGUAUUUCUACUUGAAACAAAGAUAUGUUCGUUAGACGACACGAUGACUGUAUGACGAUUUUAAAACAUUAGCAAUAAGAAUACUCGUAUUACAUUGUCUGUAAUAUGUAUUUAAUGGAACUACUAAGUAACUAUACAGUGUAUAUUUGAAAAAUUGUUAACAUCAUAAGUUUAAUGAAAAGAUUACAGUUUUAAAGCAUUAUGAGUAAAAAAAAAAAAAAACACUUCAAAUUAUUUGAUAUUCGUUUAAGUUAUAUAGGUAUUCAUUUUUAAUUAUUUUAUUUCUUGUAAUUGAACCCAUUUCUAUAUAUAAAACAAAAAUAAUUAAAUAAUUUUAUUUACAAAGAUGUAUACUUUUUUUUAACUUAUACUAAUACAAAUAAUAACAUUAUAUAUAAAUUAUUAUACGUAUUAGUAUAAGUUAAAAAAAGUAUACAUCUUACUAUCAACUCUGAUACAUAGUAAAUUAUGUUUUUAAGAAAAACCUUGAUGAAUAAUCAAAAUAAUUUUGGAUUAAAGUGAAAAUCGCUUUGCGUGACACCUUAGUCAUCAAUUGUGGUUAGGUACCUACCUUUUAUAUGUAAUCGUUACUGUUUUUUUCCGGUUAUGGGUGUAACGUUAUAAUGGAAUUUUCUUCGAACAAUUCAUUUGCCUAUAGUUUAGAUUAUAUUUUGUAUAGAAAUAAAAAAAAAACCAUAUGAGAUAAUGAUAAAUCAAAUAUUAGAUAUACAUCCAUAUAGUGAUUUAUAUAAAUAUGAAAGCGAAAUAUAUUUGGUCAUGUUUAACAAAAUAUAUUUGAUUGUAAGAAAAAAUAUUUUUUGGCCUCAAUUAUAAAUUACAUUAACACUGUAGAUUAAAUAUUUAUAUUUUAUGAAUUCUUAUUUUUUAAUGAGUUGAUAAAGGAGAAAAUAUUAUAGCCUUGGUUAUCUGGGCUACAACUGGGAUAAACCCUGAUAUAGUUACCUAUGACACCGUGUUUUAUAACUUGACCGAGUCCUAUGAAAUAGAUCAAGUCUAAUGCAAUCGACUAGUUUUUAAUAUGCAUAUGGAGUAACUAAAUAGGUACCUAUUAGGCAUUUAGGUGUAUUAGGGAAUUUAUAUUUUACUUAAGUGAUCUGAUGACCUAUAAGUAAAGCGUAUAGUACCUAAUAGAGUUGUUUUCAAUUAAAAUUAAUUUGUUACCAAUUAAAAAUCAUACAAUGAAAUAGUAAUUAAAAAAAUAAGAUAUUUUAUAACUAUUUCAAAGGUCUUUUAUAAAGAACUAAAUUGUUUAAAGUUUAAUGAAUGACUAUAAAAAUAUCUUGUAAAUAGUUCCUCAAGAUAAAAAAAAAUCAAAAUAAAUACACUUUCUUACUGGAAAAUGAAUGGACUGUUUUAUUUUUACUCGAUGAAAUUUGGUACCUGCUUACAUUUUUGAAAAAAAAUGUGUUCUUUUUUUUUAUUCAGUAAUGAAAUGCUGUAAAUACCUAAUUAAUUAUUAUAUUGAGUAGGUACCAACAAUAUACAUAUUCACAUAUCAUAUACAUUUAAAUUAAAUUGUUUGAAUUGCAUAUGAUUUAUACGUAUAUGAUAAGUAAAACAUAUAUUUUAUUAUACAAUAAUUUUAUAAUAAUUAUAAUUCAUUACCUUUACACAAAAUCAAGUAUUAAAUAACGUUAUGCAAUAAUUAUAAGAUAUAAUAUAUAGUUUACAACUAUUAUACGAGAAGUCUUUCUCCAAUGUUUAACUUUAGAGGUGAUUUAUGGUAGAAAAUUUUGUCUAAUUGAUGCACUGUGGAAAAACAUUUAAAAAACUGGACAAUUUACGCAAUAUUAACAGUUAAUUUAGUUAAAUAUAAUCAUAAUAAGACAUAAAAUAUUUACCAAAUACUUAUUUAGUUACUUAGAUUUAGAUACUUAUUUAGCCUAAUUAGAAAGUGGUAAAAUUUUCAACAUAUUUGCUCAAGUUAUUAAUUUGUUUGAGCUAUUUAUAGCCAUUUGCAACUAUCGAGUUUUUAGUUUUUAUUUUGUUUUAUGUGGAUUCGAUUUUUUAGGGUUAGUAUAAAAAUACUCAAAAAUUUAACACAGAGUUUAUUAUAAGUUGUUCUUUAUGAUAAAAAAAUUAAACAAAUUGAGCGGAAUAUAAUAAUUUUUUUUGUAUAAACGUACAAUUUUUGUUUUAAUAUCAUAUAAAUAAGUGAAUCAAAAAUUAUAAUCUGAUAUACUUUAUUUAAUACAAGUGAUCUAACGACGUGAUUGAAUUGUUUACACGAUAAUAAUACUUAAGUAGACAAAAUUGUGCAACACAGGUAACUAUGAUAUUGGUAUAGAUAGGUCAAAACACAAAAACAAGGAAAAUAGAAAUUGUUGUUUAGUCAUCACGAUAAACCACAUAAAAGCAUAAUGGGUGUGCAUUUUGUAUUAUUAUUAUUAUUAUUAGUUAUUGAACACAGCUAGUCUAUAAAACCGUAGCUAUUGGGUUUCAACAGUUUUAUUAGGUACGUGAUAAUUGUAUAGUAUGUAAGUACAAUAUCGCGCGUACUUUUAAUAUGAAAGUAGGUAAAAUAGUUUUUAAAAAAAAGACAACAAAAAUCCCGUUACAUUGGACAGGCUAUAUAGAUUGUUGUAGAGAAGAAACAAAAAAAAAAAAAAAUACAUGGACCUAAACUAUAUUAUUACUAUAUAAAUAUGACAACGGAGAAGAUGAGAUUGUUGCAUUGGUGCGAUAGUUAAGAGUGUCAGCAACGGAAACAAUUUAGUUUUUUAAAUUAUUUAGGUACAUAAUAAUAAUACAUAACGUAUUUAUACUGUGUUUCCAUCAUUGAGGUAUUUGAUAUUUUUGAGUGAAUGCAUUUUUACAUUUUUUCUUGAAGUGCUAUAAUAUUGACACAACUUUGAAAUACUACACUCGCACAACAUACACUGUGUGCCGCAUAGUAACUGCAGAUUCAAAGUUAUAUCGUUAAUGUUUGAGUUUUUUUUUCUAAACAAAAAUUCUGAACGAUUUUACGAUAAGUAUAACGUCUAUAUAACAGGCUUCUGUAUUUAUUUUUGAAUAAAUUGUUAUUAUUAUAUGUUUAUUAUAUUUACCGAGUCUACGAAUGUAAUAAAUCCAUAAGGUAAUUUUUAAAAAUAGGUUGAUUUUGCACAUCAAAAUUUACUGAAUACGUUCACUUAUAGUAACUACUUUUUAACAUACGGCCAUGCCACUCAAAUAUAGGUACCUAUUUUAAAUGGCUCAGUGCCCAUUAUAAUUUUUCUUAACUGAGCUAGUUCAUAUUUCUAUUAUAUUAUUAAAUUUUAACGUCUAUUGAAAAUGAAGAAUUUUUUUAAGAAUUUUGUCAAAAAAAUAAUGGAGUUUUCUGGAAAUUUACGGUAUUUUGAUCCCUACUUAGCUUUAAUUAAUUAAUUAUUUUUUUGAACGAACGUAACAUGUAUACAUUUGUUUUUAGUUUUGAUUUAUAGUUAAUAAUUAGUUAUUAUUAUUAUAAUAAUAUUAUAGUAUAGGAUCGAUGACCGCUGCGCUACCGAACGUAACGUAGUAACGUGUUGUUUUUGACAUAAGUAUAUCUUUCUGUGCGCAGGAAUAGUUACAAUUACAAAUUAUUUUGUACAUUUCCGCAAUUGUUUAAUUAAAAAUACGGUACGUGUAUGAUGUUAAAUAAUAAUUUCAGUUGAUGAUUACUGUUUUGUAGACCAAAACAUACGCAAUAUCCAAUAAUUGAUCCCAUACGGGUGAUAGAAAUGCCAAAAAAAAAAAAAAGGCAAGUGCUGACGAAAAGGGCGUAGGCUCUCUGGGAGUGGAGGUGAAGUAUUGUUUGUAGUAUCGAUGAUUCGGGACACGAAUACGUGUAGGUAGAACUUGAUUUAAAACCGAAAAUCAAAUUAAAAGCUGUUGGUGAUUUUUAUUUUAUCAGAAUUUCGGUUUUCGAUAUUCAUAAAGUCGAUAGUUAUAAAUUAUAACCCUUGUGUAUUAUAACUUAUUAUUUAGUGUAAUUUUUUGUACCUAUAUAUUUUUGUAGGUUUUUAAGAAGUCGGAUAAAUUUGUAUUGUAAAAAAACGAUAUAAUGUGUGGUGGUAAUUUGUUUAGUGCUAAGAGAGAUUCAGGUAAAUUGUAUGCUCUAAAAACAGGCGUGGCUUCAGGGAUUAAUUUGGGGGACAUCUUACAAACAAUAAUACAACAUUUUAACAUUAUGAGUUUAACUCGUCUGGUUUUGGUUGUAGCAAAAUCAUCUAAAAUGUUAGAUAUUUCAUUGAAAAUAUCGAUUUCUGGAUAAACACAAAUUCAACAAUUCAUCCUUUGACACCCUUAAUCAAAACCACGUUUUCACUUUCUUAGGGAGAAAAAUAAUUUGUAUUCGAAUCGUUAGUUGUGCCAGGAAACGGGAGAGGCUGAAAAGCAGUGACUGAUAAAACAUUUAAUUUUUGAAGCUCUUUAUUUUUAAACUAACGAGUAUAUAUUUAUUUUAAAAUUAAAUUAAAUUGUGUUUUCAAAAUUAUUUUUCUCUUUAUCACAAUUGUAUUUAUUAAAUAAGUUAUAUUUUUUUGUGACUACGGAGUCAAAAACCUAAUUGUAGCUAUACUCGCCUACCGGAAAGGUGGACAGACCAUUUUUUUAAAAUUAUUUUUUUAUUAAAGUACUGCGAUAAGCUGUAAUUAUUAUAAUAUUUUGUCAUCUCGCGUUUCCGUUGCCUGGCGCCGUCAAAACACUUUGUUAGAUUCGGGGGGGAGGGGAGAGUGCGUGUAUGGUGUGAUGGGUAUGUAGACGAAGACUAAUAGGCACCUACCACGGUCAUCGUCACUGUCGUUUUCGGAGUCUCAGGAAAAAUAAUGACGCACGGAGUCGAGUCGUAAAAAUAAAAAAAUAAAUAAAUAAAAAAAACCGUGUGGACGCGAUAUUAUUAAAAUAAUAAUAUCAUACACGGUAAGGUGGUAACCGCGGUUGGUGACAAUAACCGAAGUACGGUUCUCUGUUUUCCCUUUCACUCCCGCCCUUUCCGAUUAUAAUAUCCGUUCUGCCGAACCCACUUGGAUGUACAUUACGAGUCACCGUCCGGCCGCGAAAACUUACCCGACAUUGCGUUCGUUUCCAAUUAUUAUAUUUGGCCAUUCAUAUUAUAUAUACCUAUAUUGUAUAAUAAUAUGAUUUCGGUCGUAAGUCGUUUGUUUUCUUUUUUGUCGUAUCCGACGUUUACUGUGCAACGACGAAGAUAAUAUUAUUAUUGUGUGGUGUAUAUUAUAGUAUACUAUAGCCGUUUAUUAUAUUCGUAUACUUAUAAUUUCGCCACUCCCGUCCGGUCGGGUUAUUCGUUCUUUUUUUCUCCUACUCAAUACUCACCCGUUUAACAAUAUAAUAUUUUAUUGACGUACACGCGUUCAACCGCGCAGGGAUCGGUGCAUUUACAUACGAUUGUGUUUUCAAUUCUGUACAUGAUAUUAUAUAGGUAUGUACCUAUACAAACGGUAUGUGGAUCCAUUGUGUUUAAAUCAGUGACGUACACACUACACGAAUAAGUUUUGUACGUGGAGAGGGGCCAGAAGCGAAAAGUUUUUUUUUUAAAUCUAUGUACAAAAUUAUAUACGAACAUUAUGUAAAAAUAAAAAGGCAAUGGAGGAGGAUCAGACCCCCAAGUCCCCUCCCUUUGUAUAUACGUGCCUGUUUCAAAUAUAUAAUAUAGUAGGUCAAAUUUUUACUUAUAAUUUGUAUUUUGUAAGAUUUUCGUACACAAAAUUAUCAAAGACAAUAAUAUACUAUUAUAAUAUAUAAUACUAUUUCUUUAUUACGAAAAAUAACUCCAUUUACUGAACAUAUAAAAAUACAUAUAUAUAUAUAUAUAUAUAUAUAUAUAUAUAUAGUAUAAAACAUAGUUUUAAAUAACUGUAUAGCUUAUACUUGUAUAAAUAAGCAUUACAAAAUCAUGUAUAAAAUAAAAAAAAAACAGACAUACUUCGCACGAUGGGUUGCCACUGUUGUAGGUGAGAAGUUGGUAAGAUAGAGAGGGAAUUUAAUGUUUAUCUGUACGCAAAGAUUUAUCAUUGCUAACAAAAAAUGAUUCUGAGCGGAGUUAGGUAGUAUGUUAUGUUAUACAUGUUUUGAAAGGCUGUAAUAUCUACGAUUUUAAAAUAAUACAUUUCGUACGUUUCCCCAUUUUUCCCAUUUAUUAUGAAAACCCCUGGGAAAAUCAAAAAAAAAAAAAGACUUUUUAAAGUCCCAUCCCAAUAAAAUUUUACUGAAUUGAGCGAGAUUGAGAGUCAUAUCACCUUUCCUUUGGCCUAAAAAUACAUACAACUAUGAACAGUAUUUAUUAAGUAAUUUAAUUUUGAAAUGUUCAUUGUACUUCAACCAAGUUACAAGAAAUACUUGAUUGAUUAAUUGAAAAGUUUUUUUUUUUUAUCGGAUUUGGCUUUUAAAUUUCCAUGCUGAAUUAAAUAUACAUCGUAUAAGAAGAUUGUACGAUUUAUUCAUGAGUAUUAUUCACUAUUCUUACUUUAGCUUCCAUUGAAAAUGUAUAGACACGCCACUGCAACUAUAUAUUAUUGAGAUAAGCAGAUAGUUUUUUUUUUUUUAUGUAUACCGAGUGAUCCAUUUAUGUGGAUACACUUAUUAUCUCGGAAAGUAUUAACUUUUUCCCGAAUUGUUUUUUAAAACUUUUAAGAAAUAAGCUGCUCUACAAUUUUAUAUUUAUGCUAUUUUUUAUCACCUAUAUUUUCGGGGGUAAAGCCACUACUUACUUUUGAUUUUCAAAUGGUACCUGUAUUAAAAAGUCCAUAAAUAUAUGGAGUAUUAAUUAAAACAAAUUUAAGUGUUGACAUUUUUGAUUUCCAUCGAUCCGUUGACGAGAUAUUCCAUUUUUAAGUUUGGAUUGGAGGAGAGUGGUGGUACAUUAUCAACAUGCCGCACGCCGUGCUGUCACUACUCUCCUCCAAACUAAACUUAAAAGUGAAAUAUCUCGUCAACGAAUCGAUGAAAAUCAAAAAUUUAAACACUAACUAUACCAUAUAACUGUCUUUUAUAUUUAAAAAACAUUGAUGAUGGGGAUGGGAGUGGCCACUGUUGUAAGUGAAAAUAGGUACGAUACAUAAGGUUUUUUCAUUUAUAUCUGUAAGCAACGAUAAACCAUUGCUUGACAAAAGACGAUUCCGAGCGCAGUUUGGUAAUACAUAAUUUAAAGUGCCGUAAUUUUUUUUUUGCGAUUUUUGUUUAAAUUUGAUUUUAAAACGUUUAUUAAAAAAAAAAAAGUCAUCCGAUGAUUUUUAAACUUUUACCACAUCUAGGUAAGUUCAAUAUAAUUAUUAUUACCAAGUUUCAAGUCUCUACGUAUAUUUAUAACUAAAUUACAGCAAAAAACCUACUAAAAAUUAAAAUUCCUUAAAAGCUCAAAAGUGGCUCAAAAGUUUUAGCGAUGAUACUGUAAGAAAUUAAAUUGGCAAUAAAAAAAGUAUCGUGUGAUUUUUCGAUAAAAUUAUGUUUUUUUGGUAGUAAACAUCGUCCAUGUUUUUAUAAAAUAAUGAAAUUAUAUGUAUUUCUACGUUUUUUUCCCACUUCAGUGCUUUUAUUUAAAAAAUGGCAUCGAAAAUUAAAAAAUGACCUCUUUAAAGUACAAUCUAAACAACUUUGAGCUUUCAGAAAAGUUGUUACACGUAAAAAUCGGAAUUUAAUAGGAAAAAACGUGUUCACAAACUAGAAUAAAGAAAAAAAAAAUUAACAUCUUAGUAAAACCAAUAGCUCAAUCGCUACGCUCGGAAUUUAAAAUGUAAUUGAAAUUUACUCCGUAAAUAAAUGAUAUUAUUAUUAAUAUUGCAUCAAUUCAUUUAUUGUACAUAUACAAAUAUUGUGGUCAUGCCAUUUAUUGAGUAUAUCCAAGUACUGCAGUAGUCGUUAGUUGAACAAUAGUUUAAUUAUGUACAAUCGAUUUCUUUCAAAUGCAUAACUACAAAGUUUUAAUUAUUACUUAUAUAUUUCGCAUUUUUAAUAAUUUUUCAAAAAAAUCAACAUUUUCAAUCAUUUUCCUAGAAAAUAAAUAAAAGUGUAGAUAAUUUUAAAUCAGUUAUCUUUAUUCGUAAAUUAUUGUAAAUCGUAUAUAUAAAAAUCACGUGUACGACGAGUUUACGUACGAUGCACUCUAAAACUAUACUCAAUCGAUUUUGAUGAGAUAGUGCUCAAUGUGUUUGGUCUAAGAUAGAUUAUUAAAUAUUUUUAGUAUGAAAAUUGAAUUUUUUUUGUUGAAUUAUGAGUUACUUUAGUUACAUGGGUGAAAUGAAAAACAAUUUAAAACAAAAAAAUAAAUAAUAAGCAGAAAUAAAAAUGUCAUAACAACUAUACAAAUUUAAAAUAAAGAGUCUAUGUGACUCAGACGUCUGUCAGUAUAUUAUUGGCUAACAACACUACACUACUAUAAAGUACUAUUAUAUAGUCAUAAUUUUAGAGUUACAUACUAGUGGCUAUAAAGUUUAAUCCCUAUGCUAUGCGGGUAUCUAUGGUAACACGGAUCAAAAAGUGUAUGACACACUUAGAAUACUUUUAGUUCGCUACUGAACCAUUCUCCAUUUAUUUUUUUCAUUAUACUCUUACGGACAAGCAAAAUGGGAAUAAAGGCAAAAAAAAAAAAAAAACGGCACAGGCAACGCCGAGCGCGGGUCAGAUAAUAAAAUAAUAUAAAUUUAAUAUAAUAUAAUAAAGAAAAGCAAUAUUAUUCCGCAUUUAAUAUGCAGAUCAAUAAUUGAGUGGUGGCAAUUAGUACGCGUGUAUUUUUUGAUUUUACAGUGGACUAAAAUGUUUAACACGUUAAUUUCUAAAGCUGUAGCUACCUAACAUAUCACAAUAUGUAAAUUGAUUUGUUAAAUAGUAUUACAUCAUUUUUUCAGUUCAUUUAUGUAGAGUAUAUUAACUGUAAAUUAAAUAUAAUAUAAUGUGGGGGGUACCCGUUUCUUUAAUUGAAAUUAUAUGUUUGAAUAUUGUCUUUCUCUAGGGGGGGAUAAUGUCCUACUUGAGGGGAAGGAGACGUUCACAUUACAAUACAUUGUUCGCGAGGAAGCCGUGAAAUGUCAGCAUUCCGUAACAGAUAUUACCUAUUGCCAUUGUGUACCGGUUUUCUGCAUUACCUAUAUAUAUUUUAAUGUUGUUUUUUGAACACGCGAAGACGGGGUAGACAUCAUACAGACGUCUCUACUUUCCUCACGACCCCCGACCGCCUUACGUUGUAUAGAUUUUCGUCGUGUCAUCGGUCGCGUUUUUUUCGGAUCGUUGGUCCCCGAGCUACAAGAUGACGGAAACGUUCCGAAUCCGCGAGGACAUGGUUCACGGGAGACGUCGCUUAGUGUUAAAAAAAAAAAACCCGAAUGACAUACCUAUAUAAUAUAGGAAAAGAAAAUUAGUAGUUUGGAUAAAAACAAUACGGUUCAUUAUAUAUUUUUGCGUUACGAUUUUUUUUUCGCACGUUUUAGAACCACCUUUAUACACUGGUGCCCAUAUAAAAUGUAAUUCGGUGGCGGCGCCACGCAGGAAAUGAUCGGUGACUUUUACGCUGUUUAAUUAUUUUCCAUUUUAUUGAUUUUACGGACGAAUCGUUUCGCUGUCGUUUCUUGACAACAUAAAAAUAUUAUUUUGUUCCGUUUCGCAUUCCGUCGUGUUUAUUUUCGUGGCUAUUCUCUCUAAAUAAUAUGAUGUUAUAGCUACGAAUAUACACGAAGGACCUUCAACAAAUAUAAUAUGUUACACGCAAAAGGAUGGAGUGAGACAAAUCAAAUAAAAAUAGUACUCUAAAUUUAAGUUUAAUAAAGAAAAAAAGCCAUAAGUUAAAAAUUACAUUUAUCUCGUUAUAAGUUAAAAGUCCAAAUCCCCAAAAAACAUAGUUAACUUAAUUAAGUUAAAAAAGAGGGCUGAUAGGUGGGCCACUGUUUUCAAAAGGUAGGAUGUAUACAGUAAUUCAAUUUAUAUCUGUGUGCAACGAUAAACGAAAAAUGAAUCUAAGUAUGUCGUUAUUGUUCGUAUUUUCUCUAGCUGCUAAUAUAACCCAGAAAUCAACAAAAACUGUCAGUUUUUCCCAUUUAUUAAGAAAAUUACAAGGAAUAAUAAUAGAUUAUUUACUCGGCAAUAAAUAUAAAUACGAUUAUUAAAUUCUCUGUGACCUUUAAAAUGUUAAUGUGUUAACAAAUUUAUUCGUUUUCUAUUCGUAACAUUGACGAUUUUCAUCAAAAUUUGACUUUAAAACGAUUAUAAAAAAAAACUGCUGCAUAAUGCUCAACUUUUUUUGUUUUAUUACUUAAUAAUUUUUAGCGCCGAUUUUAUAUAAUUUAUGACGGGAGAACCCCCCGAGAAUAUCCCCGUCCUCUUGACAAUGAUUUGCUUACACCAUCCAAAUCUAAAAUUAUAAAUAUUUAAAAUAAAUAAAUAUAUAUAUAUAUAUUUAAUAUACAAUAAUCUAUUAUUUUUUACUUAUCAUUUUUGAAGUUUUGUAAAAUUCGCAUUUCACGGUAUAAUGUUUUGUCUGUUCCUGGCACAUGAAUUUCUUCGUAGACACGGCCGUUUGAACAUAAGUAAUUAUGUAUCUGUUGCAACCUGGUACGGCAGAUUGAAAUGUUGAUUGAAACGGACAGCUAAUUUUGCAAAAUUGACGGAUCGUUGGAUCCACCGGCAGCGGUAAGAGUUGUUUGUCUGUCAACACGCGUGUACGAAGUGCACGUGUCCUCCGUGGGUGGAUCCAACGUAGAAGGGUAGGGAGAAGUAGAAUCGUCUGAGUUGUUCGAACUCAUUUAAGAUGUAAAUAAUUGUUGAUCUUGAGGGUACAAAGAUCGAGGAUUUGUAAAUAACAUUUCCUAGCCAAGAAAAAUUAUAAACUGCAUUGACACAUCUUCCAAUAACAUUCCUAACUUCCGAAGAUGGCUCAACAUGUCUUGUUAUUUUCUUCUUUGUUUUCGUCGAUUAACUUGAUACCCAUUAGAUGAUAGAAAAUGAUAUCUGUUUUUACUUCUUCGGUGUUAUAAAUGGCAAAUGCUCGUUUUCGAGUGUCAUUAACACUAUCAAAAUACUGGCUAAAGGAAAUAUUUUCGGUCUUCUUUCCGGUAACAUUGUUUGUUUCAGCCGGACUACUAUCUGUUGCGAUUGACUAUGGUUGAUUCAUAACUUGUUGAUAGUGAGUCCGUAAUUGAUUCUGCACUUGAAUAAGAGGAGAUGUCAUUAAGACCCUCUUCUGGUUCUGUUGCGGAAUUUUCUUCUUCGGUGGUUCCGGAACGUAUUCUGUUUCCGAAACUCUCGAUCUUUUCACUCUACUUAUGCGAUCUGCCAUCGCGUUCAUAACUUCAGUUGAGAUCAUUGUACUCUCAGAAUCUUUUUCGAAACUCGGACUUUCGGCGAUCGUGGAAGCGGAACUGUUUCUAAUAGCGGAAUCGACGUACGUUCUAAAGUUACCCGUUCAGAUGGUAGAAUUGAGAUUUGGUUUAGUGGUUUCCUUAAUUCUAAACGUGUCUUGGCAGUUUCCAUUCUGAAAAUCUGCGCAUCUUCCUCGUCGCUCAUUAGUUAACAAACGUCGAAGGAUAGUUUUUAAAAUAUUUUAAAAAAUAAUCAAUUUUGAAAAAUAAAGAAUACAAAAAAAAUUAUACGAUAAGUGACAAGUUAAAAACGCAAACCAUAAUGUUAAUAAUGUAUCCGUUUAUAUAGGAAAAAUAUAAUUAAUAUUUAAUGUCAUACAAAAAUGUAGAUAAAAUAUUGUGACAACAAUGAUUGAUCUUUGAUCAUAAUAAUUAAUAUUAUAACAUAAUUUAGAUUACUUUGAGCGUGAAUCGAUAGCUAGAUGCUUGUCGAAAUUCUAAAAGAAUUUAUGGUACCAUCAAAGACCUUGACAACAACGACGACGUACGCGGGACCCACUAACCCAAAAUAAAUAACUUAUAAUGAACUUCAUGUUAAAUUUUUAAGUAUUUAUAUUUGGCCAAACAAUUUUACCAAUUAGGCCACCAACAAGAUCCAAAAUUCAACGUAUUAGGAUUCUGGUCAUUUUUUGAUAAAAUAAAAAUAAUAAAAUCGGUAACACUGAGGUGUGUCGUAAAUAUCUAUGCGUUUUUUCUGAAAUUUCUUGGCCAUUAAUUUUGUUAUCAAACAAAGUUUCAACAAUACAUUUUAUUUGAAAACGAUCAAGUAUAGGCGUAUAAUGUAUAUACGUAUAUAACUAUAAUAGUGUUAUUUCCGCUAUUCCAACUGUCAAUAUUUUCAAAAUAUUAUAAAAUAUUCUUUGUUAGUUUUGAAAUUUUUAGCAAACAUAUUUUAUUAUAUAUAUCUUAAUCGUAAUAUACAAUCAAGUAUAUUUUGUGUAGAUAUAUUAUUCUAGCGGAUUAUGAAAAGUUAUUUUGUCUAAAACAAAUGAAAACAUUUGUUUGUGUUAAACGGAGGUGAAUAUACAAUACUUUAAUGUUUUUAUGUCUAAAUUAUACAUUACCUAGAUAUAGCGUACGGAAUUACGGCGAAAUAUUCGUAUUUAUUAAAUUAAACAUGGUACAUAAUUUUAUAAUUAAAAUUCACAUUUAAUUAUGUAUUAAGAGUAUUGGGUCCACUUUCCCGUCCAUAUUAUAUUUCUAUAUUAUAUUAUAAAUAUAUAAAAUAAUAUAAAACAAUUUUAUCUACAAAGAUAAUUAAUAUAAUAUGUAUUGUAAUAAAAUGCAUUUAAAAUAUAUACACGUAUAAAAAAAUAUAAAUGAAUAUAUGUUGUGUCUACAUAUGGCGAAUAUGAUCUAGAGAAGUACUUAAUUGGAUCCGCUCAUAAUUUAGAGCUACAACAUUAAAAUAUUUUAUGGUAAUUUUUAUAUUUUUUUAAAUUUAUUAUUUUAUUCUUACAAUUUUUACAUAUAUAUAUAUAUAUAUGUAUAUAUCUUAUAUUCUUACAUAUUUAUGAUGUAAAUAUAUAAUAUGGACGGGGAAAUUUCUUACGAGGAAACGUCUGACGGGGAAAUGGCAGCCGAGGAAGUGUCCAUGAAUCGUAUUGAGGGGUUUAGAUACGAGAAUAAGUAUAAAUUAGAUACGAGUAAGAAAUUGAAUGUUUUUUGGUUUUAAGUAUAGUAUUAUUACAAUGCGGUAGUUAUCUUCUGGAGUGAGCUUACGACUAUGACACACGAGACAAUAAAAAACUUCGCGUGUCGUUAUAAAUGUUGACGAAAUAAUAAUUAUUAUACAUGCAUAUUAAAAAUUAAUAAUUGAAUAUCUACUAAAAACGUAUCUAUUUAUUUGCAGUGGAGCGACAAGAAAAAAUGUUCGAAAAAAAAGAGUUAACACUCCUAAAGAUUUGAUUACCUACUUAGUUUGAUUAAUUUUUAAAUAUUGUAUUAUUAUAUUUAACAGUGACGUACACGGAUAUUUUCUGGUGGAAGGUGGAAUGGAAGUUACAUUAAAGAAAUUACAUGUUAGAAUAGGUUAGGAUCUAUUAUACGUAAAGUAAAAAAAAACCAAAAGGCAGGUUUUAAAUUCUAUUUUAGGGGUACCCUCAUAAUAUGAUGAGGUAUUUUUUUCUCCCCUAAUUAGGGUUCUGAAUUGAGCUUUGGGCUACAACAAUUAAAUAUAAGACAGUGUACCUACUAUUUUUAUUUUAUUUUUUUAUUUUUAGCGUGAGUGUAUAUCCGUACACAUUGGUCAGGCCGGUGUUCAGAUUGGCAACGCUUGCUGGGAGCUGUACUGUUUGGAACAUGGCAUACAGCCGGACGGACAGAUGCCGUCGGACAAGACGAUCGGCGGAGGUGACGACAGCUUCAACACGUUCUUCAGCGAGACCGGUGCCGGAAAACACGUCCCGAGGGCGGUGUUUGUCGACUUGGAGCCGACCGUCGUUGGUAAUGCGAAAAAUUAUAUCUAAAAAUCACCUGUCUGAUCGCAAACUGGACAAAAUAAUUUUACGAAUAAGAAUAAUAAUUUCAAUGAACUAUUUUACGCAUUAUUAUUCUAUAGGAUUAGGCAUUUGUUGCUCAAAAAAUAGCUUGUGUAAAAUUAUUAUACAAGGCUAACCUAUAACCUAUCGGUUUUAUACCUCAUGAGUUAUCACAUAUUAUAUAGUACCUACAUACCUUCACGUUUGUUCGCAGAUGAAGUUCGUACCGGUACGUACAGACAAUUGUUCCACCCCGAACAGCUCAUUACCGGCAAGGAGGAUGCGGCUAACAACUACGCUCGGGGCCACUACACGAUCGGCAAGGAAAUCGUAGACAUCGUGCUGGACCGGAUCCGUAAGCUUUCGGACCAAUGCACUGGUCUGCAGGGUUUCCUAGUGUUCCACUCGUUCGGCGGGGGCACCGGUUCCGGGUUCACGUCGCUGCUCAUGGAACGUCUGAGCGUGGACUACGGGAAAAAGAGCAAACUCGAGUUCUCUAUCUACCCGGCGCCACAGGUGUCCACGGCCGUGGUUGAACCGUACAACUCCAUACUGACCACGCACACCACGCUCGAACACUCCGAUUGUUCCUUCAUGGUGGACAACGAGGCCAUCUACGACAUAUGCCGCCGGAACCUGGACAUCGAACGGCCUACGUACACCAAUUUGAACCGGCUGAUCGGUCAAAUCGUGUCGUCCAUCACGGCGUCGCUCAGAUUCGACGGCGCGCUGAACGUCGAUCUUACCGAAUUUCAAGUAAAAAAAACAAAAAAAAAAAAAAAAAAAAUGAAAAUUAUAACACGUUUAGAAAAUGCUGGUACAUGAGUAUCUGUUGAAGAUUUCAGGUCUUCACGUUUAUAUUUUUUUUACUGAAUUCCAAAAAAAAAAAAAACAAAGAAAAUUGAUUUUGACAAAGCUCAACGUUUCGUAAAUAUAUUACCAUUUGUUGGUAUUUUUUUUUUUUAUUAUUAUUAUUAGAAGACGUACAAGAAAUAUAAAAAAGUUACCUCAUUUUUUAAAAAUUGCAUACUAUUCAUAUAGGCCUUUUCGACGUCCCUUUUUAGAUUCUUAAAACUGAAUUUGAACAAAUAUAUUAUUUAUAAUAAAGAAGAGGUAAUAGGGACUUUACUUUCUAACUGUAGUAGGUAUUUCUGUAAACAUAGUGUAACUGUACAUUUCAAACUUUUGAAUUUGUUUGAAAAUUAACGUUUAUUUCAUUUUUAUUACCGUUGGUUUACGAUAACAUUUUUGGAACGAGCAGACAGUGAAGUAAUAUGAGCCAUGAGGUGCUGAUUUCCCGAGGAACGCGUACAUUUUUAUUUAUCAUUAGUGUACAUAUACAUGUACCUAUCACCUAUUAUAUUUUCUUUUCCAAGUCAAGCACUGGCGAACACGGUUAGCCUAUUUCCGCACUACAGAAACAGUAGUUGAAACGUGAAUUCAGACUGUUCAGAGACUCCGCCGGUUUCAUGCCGUAGCUUGCACGGGAAUUCCCCGCACGUGCCAUUGAAACGUUAUUGCGCCGAAUUAAUUACGAUUAGUUCCACGUUCGGUCAUGCACGAAUCGGUCUAGAGAAACUCACCUGUUAAUUACUACGCCGCAGUGAGCUCGCGCGUUCUAUCGAUUAAAAUGUAUAACGUAAAACAACAAAAAUAACAAUAAUAAUAUACAAAUGUAUAAAGCGGUUACGCAUACGUAGCCAGCAAACCGAAAGUACUGAAGUACGGUAUAGGUGUGUGUUCCGAAGUAGAUAUCCGCCAAUCUCACGAUCUGCUUCAUCUAAUUAUUCACUUUUUUCCCAUACGCCAGUGGGAUCAGCGACUCGUAUUUUUGCCCUCGUUAUAUUUUAUCGUCAUCUACUCCGCAUCAUCGUGCCCUCAUAUCUUCCCCCGAAAACCUCUAGCCGUUCGUUUUUUUCGUUAUCAACCUUCUGCCGACCGUGAUCUUAUUCCUAUAGGCUCGCCCACGGGUAGAGACUCGAAAUAUAUAUGUAUAUAUGUGUAUAUACAGUAUAUAUGCGAUAUACCUAAUAGUCUUCAAUUUUUCAUACUAUAAUAAAUACGUUAGUCGAAACUGUCAUCUUGGGUUUUUGCUUUUGUGGAUAAGCUCGUUUAGAUUCGGUUAAGUUACAGGAAGAUAAUACGAUCCUUUUUUGCAUCUACAGACUAACCUGGUACCGUACCCGAGGAUCCAUUUCCCGUUGGCCACGUACGCGCCGGUGAUAUCGGCCGAGAAGGCGUACCACGAGCAGAUGACCGUGGCUGAGAUCACUAACGCGUGCUUCGAACCGGCCAAUCAGAUGGUCAAGUGCGAUCCCCGGCACGGCAAGUACAUGGCGUGUUGUAUGCUGUACAGAGGUGACGUGGUGCCGAAGGACGUGAACGCGGCUAUCGCCACCAUCAAGACUAAGCGGACCAUACAGUUCGUUGACUGGUGCCCGACCGGGUUCAAGGUGGGCAUCAACUAUCAACCGCCCACCGUGGUGCCGGGUGGUGACCUGGCCAAGGUGCAGCGGGCCGUAUGCAUGUUGUCCAAUACGACAGCUAUCGCCGAGGCCUGGGCACGGCUCGACCACAAGUUCGAUCUGAUGUACGCGAAACGAGCGUUCGUCCACUGGUACGUGGGCGAGGGAAUGGAGGAGGGAGAGUUCAGCGAAGCCCGCGAGGAUUUGGCCGCGCUAGAGAAGGACUACGAGGAGGUGGCCACCGACUCUGCGGAUGGCGACGGAGACGAGGGAGACGAAUACUAACCACUAGCAUCGGCAUCACCGACGGAUCCAUUCCUCCAUCACCACUACCAUCACCACCACCAUCACCGAGAAUCCCAUGACCACGACCAAUCCAAUCUAAUACCUAUACGUGUACAAUAAUAGUGCAGCACUUCUGAUUUUAUAUAUAAUAUAUAGGGUACCGUUUUCCAAAUAGACAUUGUGAUAUUUUCCCUGAUCGGUAAUUUGCAGAGUGGAUAUUUUCCUCGAGACACAACAACAAUAAUAAUAAUAAUAUUACUUCUAACAAUACACUGAUCUAUUCGACAACGAUGAACUGACGAGUAAUUAAAAUCCAAUAAUCCUGUUUAACCGUUAAUCUACACUCAAAUCGCAUUCGGUUCGGAAUUAUUUUUAAUUUGAGAUCGUGCUAAUUUAUUAUAUUAAUAUUCAAUUUUGUUUAGUGUUUAUACGUUCUCUUAGAAUUCAAAUACAUAAGUACUACGUUUUUUUUGGAAUAUUGUUGUUUCUCCGGAACAGCUACAGAGGUUGAAGUGGGAGAAUCUAUGAAGGUAGAACUAUACUCGACAAACAUCGAGGGGCGUUCUCGAGAAUUAACUAAAGCCAACCAAACUUUUAGGAAAUCUGUCACGGAGACAAGACUUCUAAAAUGUUUUUCUCCCAUACAAAUUUGUUUUUACAAAUGUUAUGAUGAUAGGAUUUAAAAAUUAUUAAAAUACAAUUUCCCUAAAAAUAUUAUUUUACACAGUUACACUUUGCAUGUUUGCUCGGUAAAAAUUGAGUCCCUAGACAGAGUUUGAUUAUGUAUAAUCCAAUAGUAUUAAAUAAUUAAUUUUCAAUAAAUCUGAUUCGAGUUUUUAAAAUUGCAUUAAAAAUACCUUAACUACAACAAUCAACGCGUCCCUUCGGGCUUCAAAACUUAAACUAUAGGCUAAAAGGGACGAAUAAUUUUACUUUAAACAAGAUGGGGCACCUCCGUCUUCCAUCUAAACCACAACCACUGUCUGGGGAUGAGGGAAAUGUUCACUCUACAAAAAUACUUCCGACCAUACGGUGUGAAAAUCUAGGUAUUCUGUCGAAAUGUCUCCUCGUCUGCACACCAAUCCGAUCUCCGUCCUAAUGCCUUCGUUAACAUUUUUAACAGAACAGGUUCUCGUCAGUUUUUAUAUUUUUAUUAUACAUAUAUACUUAUUUAUAACACACAUUUUUAUUAUUAACGUAGAUUUAUAAGUGUAUACGUGUAAAAUUAUAACGUGUAAUUCGCUAUAGUCGGUACCUACGCGUAUAUCUGAGAAUAUAACGACUUAUUUUGGUUAAGAAAAAAAAAUAAACACAAACAAUAAUAAUAAUAAUACUACAGUAAUACGAGUUCCGUAUAAUUUUUUUAAACACGCAUAUAUCAUAAACAAGCGUAGGACUUAUCCACCUUAUAAUAUUACAUUCCUACCAAGGCAGAAAAAUAUUGUUGCCGUGUAGACAUUUCCUUUGUAUAAGUACUUAUGUUUUAGUUGUUUUAGACGCGUGUGUACGCGACCAUUAAACAAUAUAUAAUACAUGGUAUCUCUAUACGCCGUGUCCGAUUAAUUAUAACCGCUUUGUUUUAGGCCUAUGAUUAUUAUUUUACCCGUCUUAAUGCAAUUGAUUACUGGUUGAACAAAAAACAAUAAAAACAUAUGUGCAUCUAGAGUUAGGAAGUUGUGUGUAGACCAUCUCUAUAUAGAAUUUAUAAAUUAAAUUAAAGUUAAUAAUAUUAAUAACGAAAAAAAAAUAUAAAAAAAAAAAAACGAAAAAACGAAAUAAAAAAUGUCGUGUAAUUGUAAUUAUAUUAUCUUCCUAGUAUGAGGCAAACUUAUAUAUCUACCUAACUUUAUGCACCUUAACUUUUAUCGGUACUUAACCUAACCUUUCUAACGUAGGUUCAUAUUAUAUUGGACGAAUAAAAAAAGAAAAGAAAAGGGAAUGCCUACGUCUGAACUUUAGACGUAGGCAUAAUAUAAUAGGUAUACCUUCUUGGUUUAUUGAACUAAAAACGGUUUUUUUUUUUUAUAAUUUCGUUAUGAUUAUCAUAAAAUUACAUAGAAUUGUAAAAAUUGUAAACUAAAACCCGUCGUAUACAAUAGGGCUUAAAUAUUAUACUUGUCUAAUAACAAUAUGACACACGGUUAAUCGAACAAUAAUUAUUACACGUACUUACCAACAUAAUAUGUAUAUAUGUAAGUAGGUUCAGUAUUCAUAGGCACAAAAAUAUCGGAUAGAGGUUUUAGUCUCACCAAAAAGUUAUUUAACCUCUCUCUCCAUUAAUAACCAACGGCUUACAUUAUUAAUAUUACAUUAAUAUAAUAAAAAAAAAAUCCAUAUAUAUUUGAUAAUCUAUUAAUAAUUAUACCAUGAAAAAAAUAGCUUAUAUUAUUAUGAUAUGUGGGUACAGAUAUAUAAUAUAUCGAUAUCAUAAAAUAUAUAUAGUCCUGGUGGAUCUUUUUUUCUGCUAAAAAAUAUUGUUUUUAAGUUCAAAACGCUCUUUGUACUUAUGUCUACAUUGUGAAUAACCUAAGUAAGUAUACAAGAUAAAUUAUUGACAUAUUAUUAAUUGUUGAGUAUUCGUACAAGUGGCGUGCUCGAGAAUUUUCAAUGGGAGUAGGUGUAGUAUUAAUAAUAACAAUCAUGAAUACAAUUUAUACUUAACCCGCGACGAUAAAAAAAAAUUAAAAACCAGAAACAAUAAAAUUGCAUACGGUAGGUAUGUAGCCAUAGGUAUAGGUAAUAGGUACCUACACACAUCGAUGUUCGACAAAAAUAUUACUAUAAUGAUUAUCUAUAUAUUAUGUAGAUUAGGUACCUAUCGUAUUAUAAAAACCUAAAUAAAAUAAUAUAAUAUAAUAUAUAUAACCUAUUUACUGUAUAGUUAUAAAAGUUCACUUUUUAGGACAAUUAAAUGUACGAAUGUUAAAAAACUUAACACAAUUAAUAUUAUUGUACCAGCAGAAUAAUUUUUAUCGAUUGUGUGAUUUUAUUUGUGUACUUAUCUACAUAAUAAAUAAUACCGAUG